This is a messenger RNA of Seminavis robusta, 867 nucleotides long. The record is from the annotation of a GenBank genome assembly. Lineage: Eukaryota; Bacillariophyta; Bacillariophyceae; Naviculales; Naviculaceae.
AUGGCCAUUCCUUCCAAUGCUGCUACUAUUAUUAAUAGUAGUACUGCUACUGCUACUAGACGACGAGCCGCCACAGCAGCCACUCUAGUACGUCCGGCCAUUCGAUCUGGAUUUCGUCAAUUCAGCAAACGAGCCACGGCCAGACGCCUUCAGCAACAAAAGCAAUUGACGUCCUUGAAAUCCAGUUUUGGAAAUGUUGUCACCAACAAUAGUGGAAGUGGAAGUGGAAGUAACGGCAGUGACAAGACGGACUGGAUCUCUGUCAUUUCUUGGUUGGCCUUGGAAACGGCACUGGAUUCUUUCGUGGGAGGAUUUCUCUCAGGCUACGUGUUGGGAUCUACCGUGGAUGCUACCAAGAGAAUCUACCGCCACUUGGUGACUACCAGUACCAGUACUACUACAAGUACUACCUCCCAUCUACAAGAGAUACUCCCCUAUGCUCACGUGACUCAAUUCACCCAGCAAACACUCCAAGUACAUCGCGUGGGAAUCGCAUGGGCCAAGGAAUGGGCCGUCAUUUCCGCACUCUUUUGUGCUUGUCGCAUUCUUGUCACGGUUGUUGCAUCCACCCAUGGUGUGACUUGUCAAGACAACGGCAGAACUUGGUUACAGCAGACUUUGGAAACCAUUCAAAACGAGGAUUCCAACGAGAAUGCCUGGAAUACCAUUGGAGGCAGUGCCCUUGCAGGAGCCAUUCUAUCUCGACCCGACAAUACACCCUUUUUACGACUCUUGCAGAAUCACAAGGUCGUAAUAAUGACCAUGGCACGAGGAGCCAUUCUCUACGGAGGUACCAUGUUCCUAUUGCAUCCCAGUCUCUGGUGGAAUUAUACCGGUCGUGCAUCCAUCCAUCCAAAGACUAACUAA